CCCUUGUUUACAUGUGAAAUAAUACAUUUGUAAUUUGUAAACUAACUCUUCAUUAUAAUACAUGUGAAUAAAGGCGUUUGGAAGUACCACUUGCUGCCGAAUAUGGAGGAACUUGAAUCUGUCAGUUUGAUUCAUUCAGAAUAAUUUCACAUUAAUAGGUACAGCAUAUUGUCAGCCCUAUUGAAAACACCGCAAUAGACAUGACUCAAAAUGAUUAUUUAUUCAACUGCUGCUCGUGACAUAAGAUUAUUGAUGAACUAUUAUUUUUAUGGAUAUUACUUUAAGGCUGAUGUCAUAACACCAACAUCAAACGCUAAAUAAAAGGCGGAAGAUUAGGUUAUGCCAUUUUAAUUCGGAGUGAAACAAAGCCGCUUAUCCUUGAUGAUGCUGGGGCGGUGCCGAAACGUUUACCUCUUUAGACCGGACGGUUAGAGCGGCCAUAGGCUCCCUAUUGGGUUUAGGCUGUACCACGCUCACGCCGGUGUGUCGUCACACUGGUGCUGUUCCUCUGAUUUCAGUGAACAAUUUGAUAGUGCAUGCAACUCCUGCGCGGCUCCUCUGUGUUCCUGUACAGUGUGUCCCGACACAGGAUAAUGGUCCUUAUAAAGAGCUCGAGAGGAUUACAACUCGCCUUCGGAAUUUAUAAGCGAAGUCAUCAUCACUCAGUUGGAAUUAUUGGAGCGCCUUUUUCAAAAGGACAGCCGAGGGAUGGUGUGGAGAAAGGACCAGACCUCAUUCGCGCCGCCGGAUUGGUGGAAAAGCUCAGAGCGCAAGGCUGUGCGGUCAAAGACUAUGGCAACCUGACAUUUGUGGAUGUGGCCAACGAUGAGCCCAUAGGCAAUGUGAAGAGACCCAGAGCUGUGGGCAGCGCCAACCAACGUCUGUCUGCUGCCGUCCACGCCGUGAAGAAUGACGGAUACACCUGUGUGAUGCUGGGAGGAGACCACAGUUUGGCGAUAGGCUCAAUCCAGGGGCAUGCGGCAGCUAAGAAGGACCUCAGUGUGGUAUGGGUGGACGCCCAUGCAGACAUCAACACACCACUGACCUCCCCUACAGGCAAUAUCCACGGACAGCCCAUGUCCUACCUCAUCCGUGAGCUGCACUCCAAGAUUCCAGUUCUGCCCAAUUUCUCCUGGAUAAAGCCAUGCGUAUCAGCCAAAGACAUAGUCUACAUUGGCUUGAGAGAUGUGGAUCCAGAGGAGCACCAUAUCCUGAAGUUACUGGGUAUCAAAGGUUACUCCAUGACAGAGGUGGAUCGUCUUGGAAUAGCCAAAGUGAUGGAGGAGACAUGUGACUACAUCUUCUCAAAGGUGAAGAAGCCCAUCCACCUGAGCUAUGACAUCGAUGCCCUGGACCCAUCGAUCUCCCCGGCCACAGGAACCCCAGUAGUGGGAGGGCUGACCUACAGAGAGGGAGUCUACAUCACAGAGCACAUCUGUCAGACAGGGCUGCUAUCUGCGGUGGACAUGGUGGAGGUGAACCCUAAGAGGGGCAGGACAGACGGUGAGAUCAGAUCCACGGUCAACGCGGCAGUAGAUCUGAUACGUGGUUGCUUCGGAAAGCUCCGGGAGGGAAACCACCCUGCGGACUACAAGAUGCCCCUGCCUUGAGCUGCCAACCACCACCAGAGCCUUCUAUUACAGUAAAGAAGUGUGGCCAGCUUUCUGCACUUCAAUAUCGUUUUGACUCUUUCUGUAAUCCAGUUUGAACUAAUUGCCUUUUGUAUCAAAUCAUGGAGAGCGAUUUAAAAUAGAUACUGUGUAUUUUUUUCAGAACUGCUUCAGUGUUUGGUUGGUAUUAAUACAGUAACUGCAGUAAUACAGGAAUAGUUCUGCAGUUGUUCCAGUCAAUUAUGAGUCUGGUCUGGACAAAUAAUGUAGAACACUGACUUGCUCACACUGUAGUCUUUAGUGAACACUUUAUUUAGAAAAUAUUAAAUCUCACACGUACAACACAUCUGGCCACACAUCCCAUUAUUACAUGUAAAACAAAAGGACUGCAUCUUGGAGCAGAGGAGGCUGGUGAUAGGAGGAUGGGCUCAUUGUAAUGGCUGGAGUCGCACAUUGUUUCCAUUCCAGACACUGCAAUGAGCCCGUCCUUUCUCCUCCCACCAGCCUCCUCUGCUUUGGAGUAUAUACACACAUUCUCUAACAGAUUUCCCUGGAUCAGCAUAGGCUUAAACUGUGGAGUGGAGGAGCCAGGUAUGGAGUGAUACAUGGAAUAAAUAUUCCUAUUGAUUCUUAGCAUCAGCUUUCAUUCUGUCAUUUAGAGAUGAAAUCCUUUGAUUAUCAGACCAAUUAAUCAACAAUUGAUCAGGUACGAGCUUUGCGUCAGUCACAAAACGGAUCAGUCAGUACUUAUAGGCUGUUGUAUUUCACCGAGGCAGAAAGAGGAGUUGGAGAGACGGGAGGAACAGAGAGCAUCGAGAGCGACCGACAGAGGAAGAAAAACCAGGAGA
Molecule: messenger RNA, 2458 nt
Organism: Coregonus clupeaformis (lake whitefish)
Lineage: Eukaryota; Metazoa; Chordata; Actinopteri; Salmoniformes; Salmonidae
Product: arginase-1-like
Exons: 8
Coding region: 537-1610 (357 amino acids)
Cellular component (GO): cytoplasm; cytosol; nucleus
Molecular function (GO): arginase activity; manganese ion binding
Source: RefSeq, a predicted model, not a curated record